UCUGUUUGCUGCAAGAGGUAAACAAAGUGAGACUGACUCUCAGUGCUGCCUGCUCACUCUCAGCCUCUUCUCUAAAUAUCACCUGCAUUACUUUUUCUCUUAAUUAACCAACUCCUUACAUGUAAAAAAAAAAAAAAUAUUUAUAUAUAUAUAUAUUAUAUUUCUUCUCUGGAGAUCAGCUGCUAAUACUUUCGCUUUUGGCAACAUAACCCCCUCCCUGAACUAAAUCUCUUCAAGGGCCUUGCAUAUCUGAAAAACUUAUACCACCCUUUUAAAGUCCUUUUUUUUUUCCCCACCGUUUUUCCUUCAUUCAAAUCAAGAAUUUUAUUCCGUAUCAUAAACAGCUUUUUUAUUUCUAAUUUUUUUUUUUUUUUUUUUUAAAGAAAAAUCAAGCAACAAAAUAAAAUUAGUGCAUUUUGUUCGUUUUUUUUUUUGGUUUGAAAUAUAAAAAUAUUUUGGGGCGAAUAUGGACUGCGUGCAAAUGUUGAAUAUCCAGAGGCUUUUAGAAGCGGCUGAAUUUUUGGAAAGGCGAGACCGAGAAUGCGAACACGGAUAUGCUUCUACAUUCCCGGCCCCUGAGAGCUGCGAUCUACUUGGGCUAAAAUCCCGAAGGAUAAAAUCUAAACGAUGUAGCAACAGUCUUGGAAAUAACGCCAACAGAUCAACACACAACGAGCUGGAGAAGAACCGGAGAGCUCACCUUCGACUUUGCUUGGAACGUUUAAAAGACCUUAUACCUUUGGAAUCUGACAGCACACGCCAUACUACCUUAGGGCUUCUUAACAAGGCAAAGAUGCACAUCAAGAAACUUGAAGACUCGUCGCGAAAGGGACAACACCAGCUUGAUAUGCUAGAAAGAGAACAGAGGUUCCUAAAGAGAAGGCUCGAGCAGCUCCAAGGGUGCCCGGAAUCAGAGAGAACACGAGUAGAUAGCAUUGGGUCAAGCCAUUCCUCUGACCGAUCUGACUCAGAACAAGAGGAGAUUGAGGUGGACGUUGAAAGCACAGAAUUCUCCACGUUGGAAGUGGACAGCAACAGCAGUACCAGUAUCAGCGACUUAGAUGACCAUAGCAGCAUGCAGAGUUUGGGCAGCGAUGAAGGAUACUCCAGUGCUAGCAUUAAGCUUGCCUUCAAGUCGUAGGACAAUCCAUGACCAUUCUACAAAUACAAGAAGUAAAGGCUGUGGGUUUUGUUGUUCGACAACUCUGGGGCCAUACUUAACAGCUAUUUUGGAGUUGAACCAGCUGACCACAACCAGCACUUGAUUAUCACUGGGGAUUUUAUUCUGCUUGGUGGACCAAAAACGGCUUGUGUCUUUGUCUGAAAUCCAAAUUCGCAGGUUGCUCCAUGAAGAGCACACGGAAAUCUUAAAUUUUUAGAUGUUCUCAUAAGCUUCUAUUAACUGGCAACAUUCAGCACAAUGUAAGUAUUUGUUGCAGAGCUGAACUUUUGACAAUAAGAGACUUUUUGCCUGCCAUUGCCUUCUCUCGUUAAGCAGCCAACGCUUGAUUAUGGCAGACACUCAUGAUUGCAAUUUCAGCUUUAUCAGCAUGUGUGAAGGAAUUUUUGUACCUUUAAAGCACUCUUCAUUUAAAUAGAUCACUUCUGUGAUGCAAUUGUAAGAAUGAUACAUCAUAUCUUUGGACACAGUACUUUUAUGAGCCAGCUUUUAUUUUUGUGUGUGUGUAUGCGGUCAUCAUGAUGAAAUCCAAUCCAGUAUGUGAGGUCACAAACAAGCACUAUGUGAAUACACCUUGACUAUUUAAUUUACAUGGCUCAUAUCCACUGGGUGAAUUUGAAGAUGUGUGAUCUUUAACUUAACAUCGUCUAGGGACUUCAGGACAAUCGGCCGUUUCCCACUGUGGUCAACACGGCGACGUAUAAUAGGAUUUCAUCGUUUUUUUUUUUCUUUUUCUACCAUUCAGAAUGACCCCGUAAUGGUCAACCUGUAGGAUUUCCACAGUUUUUCAGCAAACACUCAUUCUCAACCAAACCGAGCUCAGAAAUUAUCUAUAAAUGUGGCCUGUUAUCUUCACAUCUGCAGGCCAUGCUUAGCACUCCUGUAUAGUUUGCAGGUAAAAUAUACAUGUCAUUUAAAAAAAAAAAAUGAAUAGAAAGAUUUCUUAGAUCUAGUCCUAACAAUAUUUAACUUAAUUUAACAGUUUUUAAUGAAAUACACUAUGGCGAUUAAAAAUCUCAGAACUGUGUCCCUGUUCCAAGGGACAUCAGACUCUGAGAAAAAAAAAAAAAAAAAAAGAAGACCCAAUACAUAAAAUUUAAUUAUCCCAUGGAUUAGUAAGUUUUGUUGUUUUUGUUUUAUGUUGAGCGACUUUUUUUUUUAACAUAUUGAAAACUAAAAUUUUUCAGCAUUAAGUUGUCAAAGGCACAGAGUGGGCAAUUCAUGAAAAAUUAGCAAUUUACAUUUUCCCCCAUGAUCCUCUUGUGCACGGGAAAUUGACGUUUAGAAAAAUAGAAAGCAACAGCUGGCAAGUGCUUACAAAACAAAAAUUUCUCGUGAAUUAGAGAAUCAUGAAGAAGAAGGGGGAAAAAAAGUAAUUUGCAUUUUGCAAUUUGUAUCAAAAGGAUACUUCUUUUGUCCGAGUCCCUUAAAAUAAUUUAAAAUAGCUUUGAUAUUUAUGUUCGUAUUAUCUUUAUAUUCAUCAGAUCAUCUUUCACACAGAACCAUUUUGUGUUCCCUUUAAAAACCUCUUGCACAAUCUUUGCAGAAUUUUAAAUAUUUAUUUCUUGACUUAAUUUAAAAAUACAUCUUAUUAACCUUCUAAUAACUAUACCGGUUGUGGCAAACCCUGGCAUGCCUCUGGUUUGUGAAAUACAUUAAGCCAGUUUUAAGGCUGUGGAAGAAUCAUGUGAAAUAUAGCUAAAACCAACUUGGGUGCCACGGUUUACCAUCACUUGUUAUUUUGCUAAAAUGCAAAAACCAUUAUUUAAUCAGAUUGUCAUUAACAUAGAAAAUGUGAUUUCACCACCACCACCACCACUACAUUUUUCCACUCCAGAAAAAAAAAAAUGCUUAUAAACCUCACAGUAUUGCAGUCAGGAUCUCAUGAUGUCCAUACAGUUUGAUCGAUAACAAAAUAUAAGAUCGUAAUAGAAUGUUUAGGUUUUUUGGAAUUCUUAUCACAUUUAAAAGUACGUUUUUUUCCAAAGUAUUUUCACACACGGGCAUAAUCGCUGUGUGUGAAGGUGAAUCGAAUAUGUGGGGGUGUCUUUUAGACAAAUAAUUGUUCAACUUUGUAAGUUGUUUCUCCGUCUUACUAUUCGGGAAAUUAUACCAGCCUUUAUUUUAGUAUUGAUGCUCUGGCAUUGAAAGAACUGAAUACAUUUUAGGUAUUGCUUUUGUUUCCCUGCGCUCAGCUCAAUAUAUUAGACACAAGGUGACUAUUCAAGAAUUCAAAGUGAAUUUUAAAUUUUAGGUCGAAUUAACCAAAUUGGAA
This is a messenger RNA of Pelobates fuscus (common spadefoot toad), 3455 nucleotides long. RefSeq names its product MAX interactor 1, dimerization protein (gene MXI1). Gene Ontology annotation, biological process: regulation of transcription by RNA polymerase II. Gene Ontology annotation, molecular function: protein dimerization activity; DNA-binding transcription factor activity, RNA polymerase II-specific; RNA polymerase II cis-regulatory region sequence-specific DNA binding. Bases 467 to 1141 code for a protein of 224 amino acids. NCBI's taxonomy places the organism in Eukaryota, Metazoa, Chordata, Amphibia, Anura, Pelobatidae. The transcript has 6 exons. The record is from RefSeq and is a predicted model, not a curated record.